Messenger RNA from Zymoseptoria tritici IPO323, 897 nucleotides. RefSeq lists its product as uncharacterized. The transcript has 2 exons. The coding region runs from base 1 to 897 and encodes 298 amino acids. The record is from RefSeq and is a predicted model, not a curated record. NCBI's taxonomy places the organism in Eukaryota, Fungi, Ascomycota, Dothideomycetes, Mycosphaerellales, Mycosphaerellaceae.
AUGUCUGAUCCACCAACAACGAUAAUCCUCGUCUCCGGAGCAUGGCACACCGACUUCCACCUCCAACCCGUGGUCCCUGCCCUCAACAAACUCGGGUACACUGUCAAACCAAUCUCACUGGUCACAGCAGGCGAGAGAAUACCGACGGCAGUGAUAGGCGACGACAUAGCCAAAGUCCAACAUGCGAUCCAAGAAGCUGCCGACGCCGGGAACAACAUCUGCGCCAUUGGACACUCAGCCGGUGGACGACCGUGCGUCUACGCAGUCUCCAAGUUCCUCGCACAAAAUCCGGCCCAGAAAUCCCAGAUGAAAUAUCUCUGCUUCCUCUCCAGCUUCUUGAACACGGCCCGCGCCGCUGAAGAAUCACGCGUCCAAGGUGCCUGGGCCAUAUACGACCAGGAGACGAAUUACCUGACCGCCGUGCGUAGCGCUAAAGUGUUCUACAAUGACAUGUCCGAGGAACAGUCGAAACCAUUCGUCGAUGCCUUGGUCUUGCAGAGGCCUAUGGAGACGGAAGAGGAGAUGCCGAGCUUAUGGAAGGAGUGCGAGACCUUGAAGCGGGUGUAUAUUCUUUUGUUACAAGAUCAGGCUUUGUAUCCUGUGGUGCAGAGAGCGGAGGCGGAGGAGGGUGGUUGGGACGUUGUUGAGCUUGACACUGGCCAUUGCCCAUUUGUUUCGCAGCCGGAGGUAUUUGCGAAGUGUGUCGAUGGAAUCAGCGGACUCACUACCAUUCACCGUCCCUUCACCAUCAUUGAAGCCUAUCACCUUGUGUCUCUCCACACACAGCCAUUGAAUGUGUGGCCUAAUGCGAGAUUGAUAGGUGGUCUGGCCAAGGACGAAAGUAACGUUGGGUUCGAUCGUACCUCACUCUCGCCGUCGUCGGGAGACUACGACUAA